This is a messenger RNA of Paraglomus occultum, 296 nucleotides long. The record is from the annotation of a GenBank genome assembly. Lineage: Eukaryota; Fungi; Glomeromycota; Glomeromycetes; Paraglomerales; Paraglomeraceae.
CCACAAAAAUAGAUAACAGAAACGCCAGUCAAGCAGUCAUGCUGGAAGCAGAAGACAGUUUACUUAAAGUUAUGGAAAGACUCAACAUCGAAGUUCUGGAUGAUCGGUUCGGAAAUCUUUUGAUGCAAACGUUCGGUUGUUUAUCUAUGUCCCGUCUGGCAAUGGAUCCCCCGCUUUCAAUCCACUUGUCGAGUCUGAUUCGGUCAUUCAGAUUUCGUGCGUCGUUUAAGUCUUGCCCGGGAAUCGAAGAAACGACUGAUCCACGCGAACUCCUCUCAAUUUCCAUUUUCAGAUAA